AUGUUGACUGCUGAUCAUGACGAUCGCGUUGUUCCAAGUCAUACGUUGAAGUAUGCGGCUGCAUUGUAUGAGAAGACCAACCCACUUCUAGUCCGCGUCGAGGUCAAGGCUGGUCAUGGUGCUGGGAAGCCUACUGCCAAAGUGAUAGCUGAAAUAGUUGAUAUGUACAGUUUCCUGCAGAGAGUUCUAAACCUCGAAUGGAGAGACUGA
This is a messenger RNA of Cooperia oncophora, 210 nucleotides long. NCBI's taxonomy places the organism in Eukaryota, Metazoa, Nematoda, Chromadorea, Rhabditida, Trichostrongylidae. The record is from the annotation of a GenBank genome assembly.